AUGUCCAACACCAGCUGUAACCUCAACUCCAGCACCAACAGUCACCUCAACUCCAGCACCAACAGUCCCCUCAAGUCCAACACCAACAGUCACUUCAACUACAACAACAGUGGUCACCUCACGGCCUUCAUCAACUUUCUCCUCAAGCCCAACAUCAGCUUUCACCCUGAGGUCAUCAUCAGCUGUCACCUCAAGAUCCUCAUCAGAUCUCAGGACAAUUACAACAACACCCAUCACCUCCGUUCCCACUUGUGUCACCUCAUGACAAAAAUCAGCUGUCGGCACAACUCCAACACCAGCACCAUCACGUCCCGUCCACACCACCGGAAGUCAUCUCAAUUCACCCUCAUCUGUCAACUCAAGUCCAUCACCAGCUGCCAUGACAAGUCCAACACCAGCCGUCACCUCCAUUCCCACUGGAGUCACUUCAAGAACAACACCAGCCAUCACCACCGCUACAACACCAGCAGUCACCUCAAGGACAACACCAACAGUCAAUUCAAGUCAUUUCUAUCCUCAGCUGUCACCUCACAACCAACACCAGCUGUCACCAUAACUCAAACAUCAUCAGUCACCUCAUUUCAUCACCUCACGUCCAACAACAGUAGUCACCCCAAGUCCAACACCUGCAGACAACUUAAUUCCAAUAUCAGCUCUCACCUCAAGUCCAUCAUCACCUGUCACCUCACCUCCAUCCUCAGCUGUCACCUCAAUCAACUCAAGUCCAACAUCAGCUGUUACCUCAAGUUCAUCACCAGCUGUCACCUCAAGUCCAUCACCAGUUGUCACCUCAAGUCUAAAAACAGCAGUCACCACAAGUCCAACACCUGCAGUCAUCUCAACUCCAACAGUGUCAGUCCCCUCAAUUCCAUCAUCAUUUGUCACUUCAAGUCCAUCACCAUCUGUCACCUUAAUUGCCAUACCAGCCGUCACCUCAACUCCAAUAAGAGUCACGUAAACAGUCACGUCAUGUCCAACACCAGCUGUCACCUCAUGUCCAACACCAGUCGUAACCUGAAAUUCAACACCAGCUGUCACCUCAAUUGCAACACUAGCAGUCACCUCCAGUCAAACAUCAGGUUACACCUCAGGUCCAACAGCAGCAAUCACCUCAAGGCCCCAGCCAAUAGUCAUCACAAUCACCUCAACUCCAACACCAGCUGUCACCUCAAGUCCAUCAUUAGCUGUCACAUUAAUUGCAACACGAGAAGUCUCCUGAAGUCCAAAAUCGACAGUCAGCUCAAGAACAACACCAGCGCUCUCCUCAAGACCAACAUCAGCUUACACCUCAGGUCCAUUAUAAACUGUCACCUCUACUACUCCUUCAUUGACUUUCAGUCCAACAAGAGCUGUCACCUCAACUCCAACACCAGCGUCCAUCCUCACCUCACACCUGAGUCCACCAUCAGCUGUGAGCUCGAGUCUAACAACAGCAGUCACCUCAAAUCCAACACAGGAAGUCACCUCAGGUUCCACUUGAGUCACACCAAGGGCGUCAUCAUCUGUCACCUCAAUUCCUCAUCAGCCAUCACCUCCAACAAGAGCUGUCACCUCAACUCCAACACCAGCUGUCACCUCAAGUUCAACACCAGCUGUCAACUCAAGUACAACCGCAGCAGUCACCUAAAUUCCAACACCAGCCAUCACGUCACGUCCACACCACCGGAAUCCAACACCAGCCGUCACCUCAAGUCCAACAGCAGAAAUCGCCUCAAGUCCAUCAUCAGCUGUCACCUCAAAGCCAUCGUCAACUGUCACCUGAAAUGCAACACCGGAAGUCACCUCAUUUCCAACACCGGAUGUCACCUCAAAUCCAAAGACAUUUGUCACCAAGAUUCCAACACCAGCAGUCACCUCAAUUCCUCAAACAGCAGUCACCUCACCCACCAACAGCCGUCACCCCGUCACCUCAAUUCCAACACCAGCAGUCGCGUCAUCUCCGUCACCAGGAUUCAUCUCCAGUCCACCCUCAUCUGUCACCUCAAGUCCAUCGUCAGUUUUGAACUCAAGUCCAACACCAGCCGUCACCUCGAUGCCCGCUUGACUCACCUCAAGUCAAACACCAGCCGUCACGGCAACUCCAACAACAGCGGUCACCUCACCUCCAACAUCAACUGUCAACUCGAGUCCAUUAGCGCCUCAAGUUAUGUCUAUUCCCACUUGAGUCUCAUCAACUCCAACCCCCUUUGUCACCUCAAGUCCAACACCAGCAGUCACCUCAGCUCCAAGACCAGCAGUCACCAAAAUUUCAACACCAGCAGUCACCUCAAAUUCUACACCAGUUGUCACCUCAAGUCCAACAACAGCAGUUGCCCCAAUUCCAACACCAGCAGUCACCUCAGGACCAACAGCAACAGUCACCUCACGUCCAUCAUCAGAUGUCACCUCAGCUACAUCAUCAACAGUCACCUCAAGUCCACCAUCAGCUGUCACUUCCCCUACAUCACCAGCUUUCACCUCAAGUCCACCAUCAGAUGUCAACUCAAGUCCGUCUUCAGCUGUCACCUCCUUUACUGCGUCAUUUCCCUGAAGUCCUACCCCAGCCGUCACCUCUAUUCCCACUUGAAUCUGCUCAAGACCAACGCAUGGUGUCACCUCAAGUCCAACACCACCAGUUACCCCAACUUCUUCUUCAGCCGUUGCCUCAAAUCCAUCCACGUCUGUCACCUUAAAUCCAUCACCAACUAUCACCUCAGGUCCAACACAGUCAUCACCUCAAAUCCCUCUUCAGUCACCUCACGUCCAACAACAGCUAUCACCACAGAUCCAACACCGUCAGUCACCUCAUCCAACAGCAGCAGUCACCUCAAGCCCCCCAUCAGGUCUCACCUCACGUCCAUCAUCAGAUGUCACCUCAAAGCCACCAUCAGCUGUCACCUCACAUCCAACACCAGAGUCACCUCAUUUCCAACACCAACAGUCACCUCAAUCCACCCUCAUCUCACCCCUGAGUCCACCAUCAGCUUUGAGCUCGAGUCUAACAACAGCAGUCACCUCAAGUCCAACACAAGAAGUCACCUCAGGUUCCGCUUGAGUCACACCAAGUGCGUUAUCAACUGUCACCUCAGAGUUACGUCAAGUCCGUUAUCAGCUGUCACAUCAACUCCAUUUCCAGUAGUCAAUUCAAGUCCAACAACAGCAGUCACCCCAAGUCCAACACCUGCAGUCACCUCAAUUCCAACAUCAGCUCUCACUUCAAGUCCAUCAUCAGCCGUCACCUUACCUCCAUCCUCAGCUAUCACCAGUAAACUCAAGUCCCAUUUAAGUCACCUCAAGUCCAACAGCAGCAGUCCCCUCAACUCCACCCUCACUUAUCACCUCAAAUACAGCAUCGGCUGUCACUUUAAGUCCAAAAUCAGCUGUCACCUCAACUACAUCAUUAGCUGUAACCUGAAGUCCAUCAUCAGUUGUCACCUAAAUUGCAACAACAGCAGUCACCUCAAGACCAACAUCAACAUUCACCUCAAUUACAACACCAGCAGUCACCUCAAUGCCUUCAUUAACUGUCACCUCAAGUCCAACAUCAAUUUUCACCUUAAGGUCAUCAUCAGCUGUCACCACUUCUACUGCUUCAUUUACCUGAAUUCCAGCAACAACAGUCAACUCAAGACCCAUUUUAGUCACCUCAAGUCCAACACCAGCUGUCACCUUAAUGAGCAGUCACCCAAGUCCAACAACAGCAGUCACCUCAAAUCCAACAGCUGCAGUCAACUCAAGUCCAUCGUCAGCUGUCACCUCCAAAACAGCCCCAGCAAUAACCUCAAGUCCAACAGCAGGUGUUACCUAAUGUCCAACACAAGCUUUCACCUCACGUGCAACACCAGCAAUCGCCUGACGUCCAUCCUCAACUGUCACCUCACGUCCAUCUCCAGCAGUCACCUCAGAUCCAACACCAAAUUUCUCCUCAGCAGCAGUCACUUCAAAUGCAUCAUCGGCAGUCACUUCAAGUCCCUCCUCAGCUGUCAUGUCAACAUCAUCACCAUCCGUCGCCUCAAGUCCAACACCAGCAGUCACCUCAAUUACAACAACAGCUGUCACCUCAAUGUCUUCACCCGCUGUCUCCUCAUGUCCAACAUCACCUUCCCCCUCAAGGUCAUCAUGAGCUGUCACAUGAAUUCCAACGUCAAUUUUUACCUCAAGGGUGCAGCGGCUCCGGGAGGCGAUGAGGAUGGUGAGGAGGAGGAGGAGGAGGAGGAGCGGCGUCUGAGCGCCGUGGGAAGGAAACCGAGGCCUCGGUGA
Cricetulus griseus (Chinese hamster) is the source of this 4239-nucleotide messenger RNA. Lineage: Eukaryota; Metazoa; Chordata; Mammalia; Rodentia; Cricetidae. The record is from RefSeq and is a predicted model, not a curated record.